UGUCAAUACAGUACCAUUUCCCUGUCUGUUGUAUUCAGCAUCUCCUCACCAGGCAGCAGUGUAAGUCCCAGUGUUCAGGUACAUGAUGUAUCUGUCCUUCAACACAUCAGUGGCAGCACCUUUGCUGAACAGAUGCUCAUAAGAAUCCAGUGUUGUGUUUUUUUAAUUAACUUUCUCAUAUUGUCAAAUCAGGUGUUCGGGAUGCUUCUUUCUUCCCUGCACCAGGGAGAUGUUUACUUAUGUUUUCAGCAUCUUUAUUUUCAUUAUUAAUUCUGAUUUAUUGUCUUUUUUCCAACUCAUCAUGUAGGGUGGGGGUUUUUUUCGGUGUUUUUUUUUGUUUUGGUUUUUGUGUUAUUGGUGUUGUUUUUUUUUCUGCUAGUUGGGGACCUUCCUGAGUAUUCAAACCACUUUACUGCACAAACAGUUGUUUGUUUCUCUGUGGAGGUGGAAGCCGCCAAUGAUGAUGCCUUUCCUUACCCUAUUGCCAGAUGGCAUUUUGUAGUCCUGCCCUACGCAUCGCUUUAACGGAUGGUUCUUUUCCAGUUCUGUGUCUUUCUGGGAGGUGCUUCACAAUGUCCACUGAUAAUUUUCUGAUGUCCUGCAGAGUACAGGAGCAUAUUGUGUACAACAGGAUCUCUUCUAACCAGCCUUGGAAGUCUGUCUGAACACAGCAAACGUCUGCUCUCAUCACGUGUGGGGAGAUGUGUGACACUCUCUUAUCCUUCAGUGCUUUGAGGUUGCAGUAACUGUUAUAAAGUUCAGUAGAACUCACUGAUAAGGAGUAUGUUCUUAAGGAAUGCAGAUGCAGAGUGCAUUGUUUAUUUUACUGUUACCUUGAGUUGUGUAAAGUGCAUCAUCACACUCAAGCACUGAAAGGAGAACUACUGACCACUGAAGGAGCAGCAGAUGUGGCUGGAUGGGAAAACACUGGAGGGAAAAACUGUAAAGAACUUCAAAGCUGUUGCUACUUUUUGCACUCCUUAAGUGAUGUUGAAGAUCAUGGGGUACCUUAACAAUGAAAAACCCUUCGGAAGUUUGAACUCUGCUGUGCCUCACACGCCUAAAAGAGCCCAGUGUGUUCUACUGCUAAAGAAUGGGCUUCAAACUGUGUCUGGAUCCACUCAGUAAAGUCGUUUGGUAUUUUAGGUUCACGUUGUGCAACUUGGCCCUCCCCUGUGGCUUUUGGAAUCUGCUGCUCACCUUUCUUAUUCACUGAUCCCAGCAGAGGAUGAAGGACCUUAAUGUGGGCACCUGCAACUGAAGCUGGUCCCCAGCACCCUGAAGGCUGACAGCUUUGUUUCAGCAGCUGCAGACGGCGCUGUGCAGUGAGGCGUGUGUAACACCAGCCCUCGCUUUUUGGCAAAGCCAGAGCUGUUCUGUGCACAGCCUGAGUGCCAAAUCCACCCCACAGGCAGAAGGACAGAAAGGAGCUUUUGAAUUUUCCAGUGGUUAUGGUAAAAGCUCCACGUGUUCCACACACUGAAUCUUCAGGGCAUCUUAAGAACCACGUACAAUGGGCCAGAAAGAGCUGCCAGUUCAUAAUGAGUGCUGUGUGUUAGGCACACGUGGUAUUGGUUUUAGGGCAUGAUUUCUUCCUUAUAGGUUUGACUUACCUUACAAGGAUGCUAAGAAUUUCAGAGGCAAAUGUGUAUUUGUGUAGUCCCAGGCUGUCUUAUUGGAGAUGUCUAUGCUUGGCUUUCCUAUAAAUUGAGGUAUGUUAGCCUAAGCAGGUUAUGAUACUGAUGUGAUUGUAUUUCUCCCUGCGUUAUAGAGAAAGACAUGCUUUGUUCAUCAACAUGCCGUUGAAUUUAAGACUCUCCUAAGGGAACUGUGCAUGAAUGUUGGGCUCUGUUUAGCUCAGUGGGACAAAAUGAGAUGUAGGAAUGUCAUAGGUCAUCAGAAGAGUAAAGGAGAGGCACUUGGAAGAAUCAGGCAGGAACAGUUAUUAGUACGUGGCGGUUAAACCUUCAUUGCAGCUGUGUGCUUCUUCGAAAAGUCACCAUUCCUAGUUAUCUUCAGACUUCUUUCAAAAUAGGAAAAUGCUGCUUUUUUAUAAAUAGGUCAGCUGCCAUCAGCAACAUCUGCAGGAGCUGAGGGUGCUGUGCAGAUCAGAGUUGUAUCAGCAGUUCAGCUCUUGGCAGCAGUUGCACAGUGAGCCUGGAUGAAGCAAGCAUGAAAAUUCAGGGGUUUCUGUUUCUCAGUAGGAUUCUCAGCAAGCCGAAACACAUUUGUAGCGUGGAUGGUGGAAUUCUUGGAGCAUUCAGCACCGCACUGCAUCCAGCCUGGUUGUGUUGGAAACUUAGGGCUCUCUCCCACGAGGUUCUUUGUAAGGAUGGGGACUGGAGAAGGUGCUUUGUGAGGACAGCUGGGCUCCUUCUGCCAGAGUAGCUCACACCACUGACAGCUCUGGGAAAGCAGAAAAAGGUGUUGAACAACUGAAGAAACUGGCUCAGUAAAACAUCAUCUUUCGCCUUCCUCACUGAAAGGCAGUACAGUUGCAGUCCCAUCAGAGCAGAUUAUGGCUAUACUGAGCUCUGUGCAGAAUAGUUCUUGGCUUGGAUACAGCGACUCAGGCAGAAUGGUGGUGGAUGUGGACUUUAAAACAGUGUCUCAACAUUUCAUCCUCAACUGUCCCUUUUUAAUCUGAUUGCACUACAAAAGAAAAGCUGCUAAUGGGAUAAAUGUUGAGACGUUACAAGAACUGACUUGAAGUACCAAAAGCCAUUAUUAUUAAUCAAGAAGAGCUUGAAGCUAAGUCUGUAUCUGACCAGUCAGUAUCACUUUCACCUAACAGGCAUGGCAAGUAAACGAAAAUCAACAACACCGUGCAUGGUCUUAGCCAACGAGCAAGAUCCGGAUCUGGAAAUGGUAUCAGACUUGGAGGAAGGACCACCUGUAGUCACGCCAGCAGAUAAUAAUCCUACAGCAGAGAGCAUAGCAAGUGAAGAGGAUGUUCAUGAGAGUGUGGAUUCAGACAAUCAGAAAAGUACAAAUAAAGUAGAAGGUGGUUAUGAGUGUAAAUAUUGUACUUUUCAGACUCCAGAUCUCAAUAUGUUUACUUUCCAUGUGGAUUCAGAACAUCCCAAUGUAGUAUUAAAUUCAUCCUACGUUUGUGUAGAAUGCAAUUUUCUUACCAAAAGAUACGAUGCUCUCUCAGAACAUAAUUUGAAGUACCACCCUGGAGAGGAGAAUUUUAAGUUGACCAUGGUGAAACGUAACAAUCAGACAAUCUUUGAACAAACAGUAAAUGAUCUCACUUUUGAUGGGAGUUUCGUUAGAGAAGAAAACGCUGAACAGGCUGACCCUUCUGAGGCCCCCUCCGCGGGGAUCUCCAUUAGCAAAACUCCUAUUAUGAAAAUGAUGAAAAACAAAACAGAGACUAAACGCAUCGCUGUUUUCCACAGUGUGGUCGAUGACAUUCCUGGUGAAGAGAAGGGAAAGGAAAAUGAGCCAAACUCCGAAGAAGCAGCAGAAAACCAACCAGCACCGGCAGUUUCUGAGUCCAAAGCGAGCCAUUCGGUUGUUUGCAGUGCAGCCGAUGUAGCUAGCACGGUUGUGACCCCAGUGAUUCAGCCUGGGGUGGCACAGGUUAUAACAGCUGUUACAGCUCCACAGAACUCAAACCUGAUCCCCAAAGUCCUGAUACCUGUAAACAGCAUUCCAACCUAUAAUACUGCUCUGGACAACAAUCCUCUUUUGCUCAACACCUAUAACAAAUUCCCGUAUCCAACCAUGUCGGAGAUCACCGUUCUUUCCACUCAAGCUAAGUACACAGAGGAACAGAUUAAAAUCUGGUUUUCUGCCCAACGUCUGAAACAUGGUGUGAGCUGGACACCAGAGGAAGUGGAGGAAGCAAGGAGGAAACAAUUUAAUGGCACAGUGCAUACUGUGCCACAGACAAUUACCGUUAUUCCGGCGCACAUUUCCACUGCCAGCAAUGGUUUACCUUCAAUUUUACAGACAUGCCAAAUAGUUGGUCAGCCAGGACUUGUUCUCACUCAAGUUGCAGGUGCAAAUACGUUACCAGUCACGGCCCCAAUAGCUUUGACUGUAGCAGGAGUCCCAAACCAAACCCAGCUACAGAAGAGUCAGAUUCACACUGCUCAGCCUAUCGCAGAAACCAAACAAGUCGCUGCCGUUCCAGCCCCUCAGCCUAUCAAAAAUGAAACUGCACUAAUGAAUCCCGAUACCUUUGGCAUGCGAGCAAAAAAAACAAAGGAGCAACUGGCAGAAUUAAAGGUCAGCUACCUUAAAAAUCAGUUUCCUCAGGAUUCAGAAAUCAGUAGGCUUAUGAAAAUAACAGGCCUGACGAAGGGAGAGAUCAAAAAGUGGUUCAGCGAUACACGCUACAAUCAGAGAAACUCAAAGAAUAACCAUGGGAUUCAUCUCAACAGUGACUCAUGUGCCACCAUCAUUAUCGAUUCAAGUGACGAAAUGAAUGAGUCCCCAACAGGAGUUGCUCCACAGAACAAGCCGUCCUGGAGUGCAUUUCCUGACUUCACCCCACAGAAGUUCAAAGAGAAGACUGCUGAGCAGUUGCAAGUCCUCCAAGCAAGUUUUCUUAAUAAUCCUGUCCUUACUGAUGAAGAGAUGAAUAGGUUAAGAGCCCAAACCAAACUUACCAGGAGAGAGAUUGAUGCCUGGUUUGUGGAAAGAAGGAAAUCUAAUGUCUUAAAGGAGGAGGGAACUGAGAUGAAUGAGAGCAAUGCCAGCAGCUCGAAAGAAGAAGCUGGAGAAACAUCUGCAGGGGAUGGAACAGCAGGGUCAAAAUCAGGGGGCUCUGCUCCAAGCAAAAUAGGCAAAAAAUCACCAGAGCAGUUGCACAUGCUUAAAAGCUCCUUUGUUCGUACUCAGUGGCCAUCUCCACAAGAAUACAACAAGCUGGCAGAAGAAACAGGGCUCCCAAGAUCAGAAAUUGUGAGUUGGUUUGGAGAUACUCGCUAUGCCUGGAAAAAUGGGGGAUUGAAGUGGUAUUAUUAUUACCAGAGUGCCAAUGCAAACAGUCUGAAUGGCCAGGGCUUCUCAAGGAAGAGAGGGAGAGGAAGACCAAAGGGGCGAGGAAGAGGGAGGCCUCGAGGGAGGCCUCGGGGAAGCAAGAGGUUAAAUUGCUGGGACCGAGGCGUGUCUGUCAUAAAAUUCAAAACUGGAACAGCAAUCCUGAAGGACUACUAUAUGAAGCACAAAUUCCUUAAUGAGCAAGACCUUGAUGAACUUGUAGCUAAAUCUCACAUGGGGUAUGAGCAGGUCAGAGAGUGGUUUGCAGAAAGGCAGAGAAGAUUAGAACUCGGAAUAGAGCUGUUUGAGGAGAAUGAGGAGGAAGAUGAAAUGUUGGAAGAUCAGGAAGAUGAAGAGGAAACGGAUGAUAGCGAUACUUGGGAACCCCCACGACAUGUUAAGCGUAAACUUUCAAAAUCAGAUUGAUGUGCAGUUUGGAACCUGGGAGCCAAAAACCCGUGAAUUAGGUUUGAUGUUAUGGUGAAGAGCCAAACAGUUUUUCACGGCCUUCAGCUUCAGCAAGCACCUGCUUAGCAUCUUCGUUGCACCUGAAGGAACGUGGGCAAGAUGCUGUCUGCGCAGGCAACAGAUAUUUGCUUCCUUGCUACCAGAGAUGGAUGUCCUCGGGCCUAGCUGAGCAUGUGGGGUUAUAAAUCAGCGCCAGUUCAGCUCCUCCUCUUCCACGUGACCAGUGGGAAGGUUCAUCAUUCACGUGACUGCUUCUCAAUAUUUAAUUGCCUUAUCUUGUUUAAUUCCAAAAAACAAACCACAGACACAUUUUUUUGUUGUUGUAGGAGAACAUUACCUGCUCGCAAAGGAGGAAAAUGCAAAAACCUAAGAUCUCUUUUUGCAAACAUCACUUCACCUGAAAGGUUUCAAGGCCUGGGUUUAUUUCUUAAGGAAAGAAUUCAAAAGAGAAGGGGAAAAGUGUGACAAAGGAAUCAAUGAACAUAGGGGUGAGGAUUGCUUGGUUUAAGAAAAUGAGGUGAUUUUGGCACCUUUUGCGUAUCUUCAGAGUGUUUUGGGUUUACAGAACUUGUGUUGAAAUGUUUCUUGCUGAUAAUUACAAGCUAACUGAAUGAGUUUACUGCUAGAAAAUGCUUUUUGUUAAAUUUAAUCAGCAUAUCUUACAUCAGUUUAAUUUAAAUGCCUGGCAGACUUGAUGCAGUUGAUAGUAACGUUCAUUUUUAGCUUGUGCAUUCUUUACUUUUUUGGAAAAUGGUUAGAAGCUAUGUGUAUUUCUAACGAACAUGAGUAAUUUCUUGAAAUCUUACACUGUAUUUUAAGGUAAAUGUGAGGUGGGAACUGCCUAAAAGUCGUUCACCAUUGCUUAGGGUUUUGUAUGAAUACACAGAUACAGAGAUGAAAAGUGUCUUCAGGUGCUAGCAAGAAAGGUUUUCAAGUAUGCGGUGGCAGUGACCUGCUUUUUAAUUUUCAAGCAAAAUGAAGCUAUAUGCCUUUUAGGUGCUUAAGAAUGAGAAACAAACCAGUGUUCAACUGUUUGUUAAUGGUAGCCCAAUUGAAUGUUUUGCGUGCAAGUUUAACUUAAAAUUCAUCCUACUGAAUUGAGCUCACCGAUAUAACAGCCCUGUUCUUAGGGCUGUUGGGUGAACACUUAUUUGUAGAGAUGGUUUCAUCUACGUGAACUGAACUUCAAAAGUAGUCUAAUCUGAUAGGGAACAUCUGCAUCUUGAGUAAGUGCUUAUGUAUAUAUAUAUAGAAUGGCUUUUUAUAUGUGUAUAAAAAGCCAUUCAAUUUCAAGGUAAUGAAAUAGUGGCAUAACCAACUUAAAAAUAAUGGGCCAAAUUCAUGAAAGCUAGGCUAUGCAGAUAUCUGACAUCAUAGAAAACUGGUACUCCAAGAAGAGUAGUUUGUGUUCUGGCUUCUGUCAGUCUGUAUUUUUUAGGGGUGAGUUAUAUUUAGACAUCAAAAAUGGAUGAUGAGUUGGUGCUGCUGUCACCAGCAUUGUCUGCUUUACAUGGGCACUAACAGGAACUAUCCUAGUAGCUCCCUUUACACCUCCGCCAACAUCUUCUCUGCAGGCAUUUGCAUCUAUUGACCUACAAGAGAGAUUAGCGUGGAGAAAAUGUUCCCUAAUACUUCUACAUCUCCAAGAAAUACUCUUUCUUCCUUACUGUGAUAACUGACUGUCCAGAGUCCAAGGAAAUGCUUUCAGUGAUGAUUUUCCAAAGCAGAGGAGUUCAUGUUAGAUCUGUUUUUCAUGUCAGAUUGUGAGUGAAACCUGGGUGAAAAAAAGAAAGGGGAUAAUGUCUGACCAAAAAAAAAAAACAAAAAAAGAAGUGUUGUUAACUUACCUGACUCACCUUCCUCCCUGCACACGUGUAGCUACCUUUCUGCUCUCUGAUUGAAUGGGCUGCCUGAAUUGCAAGAUGAUGUUCCGCUUAAAAGCCUUUUUCUGACCUUCUGAGAUUGCUAGAAAUACUGAUGUGUGUGACACAGUUUUGGUUAUCAAACUGUUUCCUGGCAUCCAAGACUCAGGUCAGUGAAACCAAGGCACAAAGCAGCCAACAGUGUGAUGCCUUUAUCUCUUGAUGCUUAUCACUGUGAGGACAAGCCUAGAAUCCCUCAGCUUGACUUUGGGGUGGGAGAGAAGCAGAGCUUUGUUGGCAGUGUUUCUCUGGAGUGCUGUGACUUUGGGUGCAAGGUGGUGUAAGAGAGAUCAGGAUCUGGGUUUCCAGCAUGAAUUGCUACAGUGACAAGGAAGUAGAGAAAGAGAUGCUGUUUUUAAAUUUAUGAAAAAAUUAAGGCUAAUCUUUAAACUGCUUGGGAAUAUGCUUUUAGCAACCAAAAUCUGGAAUUGCCUUAAAUCUUAAGGACAAGCCAGAAUUAAUUUUCUUUCCCCCCCAAAAAGACCCAAGAAACCUGUCUAAACAUCCCCAUUUUUGUUAGCAGAGACUUAAUGUAGGUUAUCACUGCAUUGAACCUUCUUUAGAAGAUGGGAAAAAUAAGGAUCCAAGUUAAUUAUAUGAUUAAACUGGGAAAUUUUCCAUUUUGGCAGUGUUCUGUUAAAUAACACUCAAUUAUAAUGGUAGGCCUUAGUACAUCUGAUCUCAAAAACACAGGAAAAGGAAAUGCAUUGUUUAUCAGACUAAAUAUAGUUGGAUUGGGUAUCUUCUUUCCAUAAAAUGGUCAGAGGGGAUGGCUGAUGUAUCUGGAUUUUCAAACACUGUAAACAUUACAGUUCUUUGUAUUCCAGUGGUUUUAACAGUAUUUGCAGCCCAUUGAGACCCCAUUUCAGAAUGCAGAUCUGAAUUAAACAAGCUCUGGGUUGGAUAAUGAGAGAUGCAGGGUACCCACAUUUCCUCUAGGCUAGAUGCACAUUAUAAGUCUUUCAAUUAUGCCAAGGGUGAGAAGAAUCUGUGUGAGUUCAGAUCUGAAAACAUCAGUUGUAUGCACUUAUUAUUACUUAUAAUCUGUUUUGUUUUAAAAGAAGAAUCCAUUAAUUACCAGUUUAUUUCAUGUUUACAGCAUGUAUGUAUUUGCACUGUGUACUGUGGGAGAGAGGGAGACACCUUCCAGAGGCCUCCUGCAUCAGAAAUGACAAGAAAAGCACUGGAAAGAGCUGUCAGCGUGCUGGUGGCUGACAGGACGGACUGCUUUGUCUGUAACUUGUGGUCGUGGCUGGUUGGAGUUCAAAACUGCUGGUGACUGUGGUUAGUCCAGAUUCAUCUCAUCUCAUGUUAGGCUGCUGUGCUCCUUACCAUGGUGCCCAAGGCAUACUGCAUAGUCUGAGAGAAAUAGAAAUUGUCGAGGGGAUACAGCACAUCUUCAUUCUCCCCCUGAAUUGACGAGAGCAUCAGUUCCUCUGGAGCGAAAGUUGAGCUUUCUCUUUCAUCUGCUGUCUCUGCCAAGAGUACCUGAUGUUACGAUGCUAGUCAAUGCUGUCUUUGAAAUAAAGUUAACUGAGGAUGAAGGUAAUCCUUUGCUAGAGUCGAGAGGGAGAAGGGCUAAAAGCAAGCAAGCAGUAUCACAGCUGGUGAGCCAUCCACUGUCCUUGGCCACGGUGCUUCAUAGCAUGUUCUGCUCUUGCUUCUGAGUACAAUGGAAAGCACAGUUCUGUCUAAGUAAUGCUGGCUUCCCAGUGACACCCUCUUAAUAACCCCAAGAUUGUUGUGAGUUAUAAAAAGAAAGUCAGAGUUACUCUCCCUUGCUUUGAAUGAACUAAGGGAGUGCUUGUGUGGUGUGCAAAGAAGGGAAAAUGCAGAAUCUUGAAGAGACUGCCUGUUGCUUGCCCUGCAGAAUUCACUUACCUAGAACUUGCUGAGCAAAACAAAUGUCACUCUUGCUGUUUUGACAGAACAAGUGUUGCAGUCUUUCGUGUUUAGCAAGUAGAAAUUUCUGCUUUGAUUUGAAAGCAAAAGAAAGAUAUCUGGCACCUCAUGAUUAGAAUUUACUGGAUUAUCUCUAAUACACCUUAGUAAAUUAGGCCAUUUGAUUUUUCAGCUUUGUCCAAUAAUGAUUUUAAAACUUUUUUUUUUUUUCUUUUUUCCACAGCAUUAUAUGCAGUAUUGUUUCUGUCUGUAACUUUGAAGGAAACUCAUGCAGAAUCCACACAUGGCAUGAAAUGUUUUUUCUCAUGCAUGACUUCCUGACUUUGGGCAAAAGCCUGUUUUCUUCCUGCUCACCACGGCAGGCAAAUACACUCCCUUCUCCUCCUCAGAGCAGAAAAAGGACUUUUGAAGCCCAUGCAAAGUGAUUCACAGCGCGAUGCAGUCCCAAAGGCCAGAAAGCCCCAGCAUGCAGACAUUCUCCUCCUCCUUCUCUAUUUUCCUCUGAAAUGAGAGCACAGCAGUAACUCUGACAACUGGUCUCUGGCUGCUGAGUAAUAAGCUGUAGUUUAAGGUCAGGAGUAUUUUCCCUUUUGCACUUAAUGGAGUACUGUGUAUUCGAAUUGGAUCUCAGUGUUUGCUUUUGUAGAUACGACGGUCCCAAUUUGCAUCCUCCACCACCUCCUCCUCUCUGUAUAUUCAUAUCUCCCAAGGAGAGAAGAUAAUUGUUAAGAUUCUGUAAUGUUAAAUAUCCCUGCCCUUACCUGAAUACACACAAAUGUAGAGCGCAAUGAAAUAUAGUUGCUUUCUUUAAUUUAUUAUUUAUUGGAAGAUAAUUUUGCCUGCAUUUAGUAAUGAAAAUAUAGUAUUGAUGAAAGAACAGUAAAACAGUUGAGAGGUGUUCACAGUGCCUGUGAUGAUCAUAUAAAUUCCGGAUGGGAAGGGCAAGUGCAGGGCUCUGUUCCCUGCCCUGAGCAGUGCUGCAUUAUGCCUGUGUUCUCCACCAGGCUUUUGAUAUCCUAGGGCUGAGCAGAUGUGGUAUGUGGCAUGACACAAACUUGUUGGGUCAAGUGACUUAAGGUUUGUGAUGUAUUAAAACUAGGUAGGAAAUGAAAGCUGUAGCAGAAGGCGAACAUUUCUAUAACUGUACGUGCUCAGUAGCUUGAAUUUGUGUAUUAUUAUCUCACUUUUGAAAAGGGAGGUUUUGAAGCACAGGCAGUUUGUAGACAAUAUUUUCGAGCUUUUGGGUUUUUUCCUUCUACAGUGAAGAGCAUCUGCAUUUUUUUCAGUGGCUACUCAUUUAAGAAUGACUUAAUGCAGCAUUUAAAAUGUGGAAUGGUAACUGUGGAUCCCACGGCACUUUUCAUGAAUUAAGGUGGGAUUCACCUGAUUGUAUGUCAAUGUCUGCACGUGAGCAAGGCACCGCAGCAGCUGAUGGGUAUAGCUAACGAGUGCAUGUCAGCAGCUCAUCCUGACUGCCUACAAUCGAUCAGACGAGCUGCACCCUAAACUCCACUGACUGUUACAAGUGGCUGGCAGACACUGGAGCCAUCUGAAGUUAGGUGAGAUGCAGCCUCACCUUGGAGCGUGCUGGCUGGCUGGCAGCACUGGGCGUUGUGCCCCGUUAGGCUCUCCUUGUGGUUAGCCGUGGUUCUGUCCUCCGCUGCCCACCUGGUGCAUGUUGGGAGGUGUGAGGCCUUGCUUUGGUUUUGGUUGUUAUUCUAGAGCAGGCAGCACUGCAGUGGUGGAUAAAGAAACUGAUCCUUGGUUGAAGAACUGUGGCGUAAACAUGGCUUGGGGGUUUCUAAAGUUUUUGAGAACCUUACUAUAUGAACAUCGGAUUGUGCAUAUCUUAAAAUGUGGUAAGACAAGUAAGGCUUGUGUCCCCACUGAUCAAAGCAUUUCCUUACACUUAGUCAGUAUUAGAUAUCUAUAAUGAAACUUACUGUAAAGAAUCUGCCAGAAUGACGGAAGAUUCGAGUUGUCUUCAUUUGUGAUACAAAACAACCAACCACAAGAGCUCCACUGCGGUUUGGAAAUGUUCCCCAUGCUUCCAGUUCCAGCUUACAGAAGCAUUUCCAAUUCUGCUUAGUUGGUUAUCUGCAUGUAUGCUUACAGUUUGUACAGAAAUGCACUAAAAAUGAGUUGCCCGACCCGGGAAGGCUUUAUAUUGUAUAGAAAAUGUGGCACUAGGUACUGCUCUUCAUGUGCACAGGAGAGUUAACAGGUGUCGAUCUCGUUUACAGAAAUGAUGGAGCUUUGCAAUUUUCUAUAAUACAUUGCAAUAUAUUUAAAUGUCCUGUUUGACAUGUGAAUUGAAAUUAAGUUAAUGCAUCGUUAUGUAUUUGAAUAUGAGGAAGACGAUUCACUAACGACCAGCAAGGUUUUUAGAAGGUGUCCAGUAUGUAGCAGUCUGUGUGAUCUGUCUGGUGUAUGUGAUGUUGUUAAAGGAAGCAACACUACUAGUAUCGUUUAGAAUUAAGAGCUUCUUACGAGUGAUGCAAUAGCUUACAGUGUCUUUCCUUUGUAGCUGCCCAAUGUGGUGAAGGGGAAGCAGUUGUUGAAAAAGUUCAAGAUAACUGGUUAACUGUGAAUGGGCCUAAUCUUUCGUGAAACCAAGAAAAUAUUUGGACACACACAGGACUUGAAUACUCAAAAGGAUUGGAACUUAGUGUUGUGCCAAAGUUAAACUACUGCAGUUGGCAGAAGUUCUGCACUGUAAAUAGAAGACUGAUUAAAAGACAGCUUGUAAAAAAGAAAAAAAGAUCAAAUUUUAAUACGCUACGUUUUUAUUCUGAUACAUGACGGAAACAUUCUGUUUUAGACCUUUUUUGAAGAGGCUUCAGUGACCACUAGAUUUUGUCCUCUUAUAUUUUGUUUGGCCUAAUACUAUAUGUUCUAGUAAGAUGGGCUUCACUGCCUGUGUUCUUUGAUACGUGAUUAAGCUUAUAGCUUUGAGUGACCAAACAUUUUACAGAGUAAAAGUUCUUAGAAACACUAUAACGUAACUGAUAUUUCUGUGUCUUAUUUAUCAGGCUCUGCACAAACUUGGGAAGUUGUGCUGGACUUGUACAACUUACAUGUGGGAACGCAGCACACUGCUUGGUAUUACAAAGCUAAGCCUUUGAGGCAGUACGGAUCUUGUCUUUGGAUUUAUUUUUGUUAUUUUUUGAGGCAAUGAGAUGAACGGAUGCUGCUGUAAAAUAUUUGUAAUAUUGCCAUUAUUGCUUUCUGUAGCAACUACUGCUUUUGUUUCAACAGAUAAAGAAAAUAAGUCAGAGAUAGAAAAAUCCCAAAAGAAGCCGGUAGAAGAAAGGAUCACGUGGGAACUUCUGAAAAUAAACUUUGUACCAAAAAAUUUGAAAACAGAAAUAAUGGAAUAAAUGUCUCCUUACUGAC
This is a messenger RNA of Tympanuchus pallidicinctus (lesser prairie-chicken), 12683 nucleotides long. It is a transcript of the gene ZHX1, whose product is annotated as zinc fingers and homeoboxes 1. Gene Ontology annotation, cellular component: nucleus. The coding region runs from base 2797 to 5421 and encodes 874 amino acids. Gene Ontology annotation, molecular function: DNA-binding transcription factor activity, RNA polymerase II-specific; DNA binding. The record is from RefSeq and is a predicted model, not a curated record. Gene Ontology annotation, biological process: regulation of transcription by RNA polymerase II. The transcript has 4 exons. NCBI's taxonomy places the organism in Eukaryota, Metazoa, Chordata, Aves, Galliformes, Phasianidae.